AUGUUUUCUUGACACUACCUCCCCUCUUUGACUCAACCAACGCCAUGUUUUCUUGUCCUGCUUUAAAAACAGCAUUGAGUUUCAGCUGCUGCUUCUUAGAAUUCUGAUAUCGAGUAGAGUAGAAAGUCGAAACACUGCGCGAGAUAAUGGUUGAGAGUGUUGACACUGGCCACUCUGCUCUCGCCAAUGCAUUAGAUAUUGAGCAGAUACCCCUAGAAGCACAGCAUCGGUGGUUUCGCCCAGAUGAAAUAUGUGAAAUUAUUCAGAAUUAUAAGAAAUUUGGAAUUACCCCAGAACCCCUUAAUCAGCCACCAAGUACCAUUCCCCAACUUAAAUUGGCAUUAGCCAUAAUUCCUUUUGCUAGAUAAUGAUAUUUGUCCUGAUGGCAUCUAGAAUUUUCAUUGACAUGAAUCUAAACCUUGAUUUUGUGUGGCAGUGCAUCUCUUAGGGUCAUUUGUUUGACCUUUAAAAUUAGUUAGCUUUUUUGUUGCCUACCAAGAACUUUUAGUUGAUAAAUCCAAUUCCUUUCAUGUGUACUCGGUGUCAGCUAGGCCUAUUCUUUCCUCAAAAAUUGUGGCUUAUGGAUUAUGAAAACUUUGGUUGUUGAGUGUAUUUUCUUAAAUGUUUCUCAAUUUUAAUGCACUAGCUUCUCAAUAUAAUUAGCACAAUUUG
This is a messenger RNA of Rubroshorea leprosula, 672 nucleotides long. The record is from the annotation of a GenBank genome assembly. NCBI's taxonomy places the organism in Eukaryota, Viridiplantae, Streptophyta, Magnoliopsida, Malvales, Dipterocarpaceae.